GACGCUUUCUCCUUAGCAACCAGCGUGGCUCCCACCAUGGCUGAAGAAGAGGAAGUUGCUGCCUCGACGGAGAAAGUUAUCCGGAUCCAGAGGGUGUUUAUAAACCUGCUGGACUCUUACAGCAGCAGAAACAUCGGGAAGUUCCUAUCCAACUGUGUAGCUGGGGCUUCACUUGAAGAAAUUACAGAAGAGGAGGAGGAGGAAGAUGAAAGUAAGUCAGCCACGCCUGAAGCCUCAUCAACCAAAAGGAAGGAAGGCACGUUUCAGAUUGUGGGCACGCUUUCCAAGCCCGAAAACCUUCGGCCUGAUUUUGCCGUGGAGACAUACUGUGCCAUCUCUCGCGAAGACCUUCUCAUGCGCCUGCUGGAGUGUGAUGUGAUUAUUUAUAACAUCACUGAGAAUCCACAGCGGGUGGAGGAAGCCAUCUGGGCAGUCUCUGCACUGAAUGAAGAGGUCAGCCAUUUUGAGAAGCGAAAAGUGUUUAUUUUAAUAUCCACAGUGAUGACUUGGGCACGAUCCAAACCACUGGGCCCUGAUGAUUCUGAGAUGCCAUUUACUGAGGAUGAUUAUCGAAGACGAAGGCACCAUCCUAAUUUUCUGGACCACAUAAAUGCUGAAAAAAUGGUUCUCAAAUUUGGAAAAAAUGCAAAAAAAUUCUCUACAUACGUAGUUGCCGCUGGACUUCAGUAUGGAGAGGAAGGAGGCUUCUUACAUACUUUUUUUAAGACAGCUUGGUUGGGUGAUGCCCCUGCCUUACCGGUCUUUGGAGAUGGAACAAAUGUAAUUCCAGCAAUUCAUGUUCUUGACCUAGCAGGAGUGAUACAAAACAUAAUAGACCACGUGCCGAAGCAUCGUUACCUGGUAGCCGUGGAUGACUCUGCUCAUACCCUGGGAGACUUAGUCAAGUGCAUCAGUAGAACGACUGGCCCUGGGAAAAUCCAGAAAGUACCCAAAGAAAAUGCUUUCCUAACCAAGGACUUAACACAAGAGUGUAUUGACCAUUUUUUGGUCAACUUGAGAAUGGAAGCAGUCUUUGUGAAGGAGAAUUUUAACAUUCGAUGGGUGGCCCAAACAGGAUUUGUGGAAAAUAUCAACAAUAUCCUCAAAGAGUACAAGCAAAGCCGAGGAUUAUUGCCAAUCAAAAUUUGCAUUCUUGGUCCUCCUGCUGUGGGCAAAUCCAGUAUUGCAGAAGUAUUGUCCAAGUACUACAGACUGCAUCACAUUAAAUUGAAAGAUGUCAUUUCUGAAGCCAUAGCAAAACUGGAGGCGAUUAUUGCACCAAGGGAAGGAAUGGAAGGAGAAGAAAGUGAGGAGGAGGAGGAAGAAGAGAAUGUGGAAGACGCUCAGGAGCUCUUGGAUGGCAUCAGGGAGAGCAUGGGGCAGAACGCAGGCCGACUAGACGAUCAAUAUAUAAUUAGAUUUAUAAAAGAAAAGCUAAAAUCUAUGCCUUGCAGGAAUCAAGGUUACAUUUUAGAUGGAUUCCCAAAGACCUAUGAUCAAGCCAAGGACCUGUUCAGCCAAGACGAGGAGGAAGAGGAAGAAAUCAAAGGCAAAAUGUUUCCCUAUGAUAAAUUAAUCAUACCUGAAUUCGUUUGUUCGCUGGACGCCUCGGAUGACUUCCUGAAGGAGCGAGUGAUGAAUCUUCCAGAGAACAUCGUGGCGGGGACCCACUAUAGCCAUGACCGGUUCCUCCGAACUCUGAGCAACUACCGGGACAUCAAUACCGAAGAUGAGACAGUCUUCAACUAUUUUGAUGAACUUGAAAUCCACCCAAUACAUAUUGAUGUAGGAAAACUUGAAGAUGCACAGAACAGACUUGCUAUCAAACAGCUCAUCAAAGAGAUCGGGGAGCCUCGAAAUUAUGGAUUAACGGAUGAAGAAAAGGCAGAAGAGGAGCGCAGGGUUGCGGAGGAACGCCUGGCCAAGGAGGCUAUGGAGGAAGCCGAACGAGAGCAAAAGGACGCCGUAGAGACAGCAGAGAGGAUUGCUCGCUGGGAGGAAUGGAAUAAACGACUAGAGGAAGUGAAAAGAGAAGAAAGAGAAUUACUAGAGGCCCAGUCUAUUCCCCUGAGAAACUAUUUGAUGACCUAUGUUAUGCCAACGCUGAUGCAGGGCCUGAAUGAGUGUUGUAAGGUCAGACCAGAUGAUCCCGUUGAUUUUCUGGCAGAAUAUCUCUUCAAGAAUAACCCAGAAAUGCAGUGAAACUUUAAAGAUCUCAUGUCACAUACCUUUAUGGAGAUGAGUUUAACAUUGUAAUUAUAAAAAUUGCUUCAAACAAUGCUGCUCCAGUUUUUGGAAAAUUCUUUUUUGUUUUCCCUGCAAUCACAUACUUUAUUAAGUAGAGUCCUUAUAAAAUGCUAUAUGGCAAUGAGUGACUACUUCAUUAAAAUUCUAUUUGAAAGACA
Molecule: messenger RNA, 2405 nt
Organism: Manis pentadactyla (Chinese pangolin)
Lineage: Eukaryota; Metazoa; Chordata; Mammalia; Pholidota; Manidae
Gene: AK7
Product: adenylate kinase 7
Exons: 18
Coding region: 37-2202 (721 amino acids)
Biological process (GO): nucleobase-containing compound metabolic process
Cellular component (GO): cytoplasm
Molecular function (GO): AMP kinase activity; ATP binding
Source: RefSeq, a predicted model, not a curated record